Talaromyces proteolyticus is the source of this 740-nucleotide messenger RNA. RefSeq lists its product as uncharacterized. NCBI's taxonomy places the organism in Eukaryota, Fungi, Ascomycota, Eurotiomycetes, Eurotiales, Trichocomaceae. The record is from RefSeq and is a predicted model, not a curated record. Bases 14 to 598 code for a protein of 194 amino acids. The transcript is spliced from 2 exons.
AGAACUCCAAAAGAUGAAGAUCUCAACUCCUUUGCUUUUGGUGCUAGCCGAGCGAUCGGUGGCGCUCGCACUGCCUGCAACAACUAUGGCGGUUGCGGAUAUAGUCCGCCGUGACGGGAUUGACUGGCAUGUUCCAACUUAUGACGACUUUGGGGCCUCAGAAAAUGAUUGCAGCAACUUCGCCAUUAAAUCUACUACUAGCGUGGCUGAUCCUAAGCUUGACGACUGUCAAAACUUAGUUAAUGCUCUCCAAGGCGAGGGAUUCAUUUUAAUCCUUAAUGACGGCUUUAAUGGCGGCGAGUGGACAAACAUUGUUUCAUAUGGCACUUGCAAUUUAUACAUUGAUACAAAGGGGUUUCCAUCCGCCACAACAACAGCUACGGUCGAGGUUGCGACAAAAGACCUGAUCGAUAUUCUUCAGAACGUGAUUACCUGGGCUAUACCUCUGUCGUCGAUAUCAAUAAAUCCAAGCUUGGUGGAUCCUAUCAGUAUCAGCGAGCCUACUUGGGCCCCCGGGUCUCUCCCCGGUUCGACUGGUAAUAUGAAUUGUGAAAACUUUACACCUUCAGUCUCAUGGAGGGUUCAGGGUUCAGCAUAGUCAUUUUUUUUUGAGAUUUGAAACAAAUUAUUACAGGAGACUCAAGAACAUCCUACCUUUAGAGCUGAUCUUCUCGAAGAAGUAAGAAGGACUCUUAAGGAACUAAGGACCAACCAAUAUAUUAUCAGUUAUUAGGAUUCUC